This is a messenger RNA of Pseudophryne corroboree (corroboree frog), 1024 nucleotides long. RefSeq names its product small nuclear ribonucleoprotein U4/U6.U5 subunit 27 (gene SNRNP27). The transcript has 6 exons. Gene Ontology annotation, biological process: RNA splicing. Gene Ontology annotation, cellular component: precatalytic spliceosome. Bases 202 to 660 code for a protein of 152 amino acids. The record is from RefSeq and is a predicted model, not a curated record. NCBI's taxonomy places the organism in Eukaryota, Metazoa, Chordata, Amphibia, Anura, Myobatrachidae.
CAGUCAGUACAUGAAUAAUGCGGGCUGCAGCACGCGGUAAAGACGCGAAAUAACGUGUCUUUGCGGAGUUACAGCGCGAGCGGAGGAGCUGCGGCCGGAACCUUUCUCCUCGGAACCUGUUGUCAGCCGGAAGCUUUGCGAGAGCACACACGCCGCACAGUGUCUGGGACGUUCCAGGCUUCCGCCCGGUGUUGUGAGAAGAUGGUGCGUAGCAGGAGCAGGUCCCCGGACCGGCGUAGAGAGCGCAGGCGUUCCAGAUCCGCCUCUAGGGAGCGUGAGAGAAGACGACGAGAGCGAUCCAGAUCCCGGGAGAGACGGAGAAGCCGCUCACGAUCUCCGCACAGACGCCGCUCCAGGUCGCCACGCAGGCUCAGGUCCAGCUCUCUCUCGCCGGGUAGACUGAAGGACGAUAAAAAGGAUGGUAAAGACUCAAAAGUAGUCAAGGAACGGCAGAUAACAGAGGAGGAGCUUGAGGGAAAAACGGAAGAGGAGAUUGAAAUGAUGAAAGUGAUGGGUUUUGGCUCAUUUGACACCACCAAGGGGAAAAAAGUAGACGGCUCCGUUAAUGCAUAUGCCAUAAAUGUGUCUCAAAAGAGAAAAUACAGGCAAUACAUGAACCGAAAAGGAGGGUUCAACAGACCUCUGGACUUUAUUGCGUGAUCUGUGAGAACAGUAUGUUUGGACCAUGUACAGUAUGUAUACUUGGGACACUUCAUGUGUGACGUAUAUCCCUCUACACCGCCACUGUGUGGACCUGACACAACAGAGAGCUCUAUCAUGUAGUUGUGUCUUUGCUCCUGCUGGGUCUAGCCUCAUGGUGAAAAUGUAUGUGGACCUGUCCCAGUGGUUUAGGAUUCUGGACCCAUUUCCUUGUGAGAGGUUAUGUUGUUGCUCAGGAUUGUUUGGCAUAUUGUUGCAUUCCUUUGUUUUAUUGAUAGUGUAUUUUUUUUUUUUUUUGUGUUGUCCCCUAUUUUUUUCUCCCACCCAUCCUAAAUAUUGACUAAUAAAAGAUUUUAUUAUGCAA